Molecule: messenger RNA, 2884 nt
Organism: Benincasa hispida (wax gourd)
Lineage: Eukaryota; Viridiplantae; Streptophyta; Magnoliopsida; Cucurbitales; Cucurbitaceae
Product: VIN3-like protein 2
Biological process (GO): epigenetic regulation of gene expression; vernalization response
Molecular function (GO): protein binding
Source: RefSeq, a predicted model, not a curated record
AGAAAUUGUACAAUGGGUGCUUGGAUUUUUGCAUUACAAAUUUCCCAAACUCCUCAGCUUUGCAAGUUUACAAACUGCCACCCAAAAAAAAUUGUAUUUUUAAUAACAAAUUGGUCCCUUUUUUUCACUUGGGGUCCUUCCUUUAUGCUCUCUUUUCACUUUCCUCACUGUAAAUCUCUCUCUCUCUCUUCUGGGUUUUGGUUUCUGAAAAGAUAAAAAAAGGACCCAUAAAAGAGUUUGAGAGAGAGAGUUCUCUCAGCCUUCAACCCUCAUGAUGGGAUCUUUAGUUGUGGCGGAAUACAAUGUGUCCUUUAUUGGUUCAAAAAUGUUGGUCUUUUGGUGGUAAUGUGGAGGCUUGAGCACUUUCACCAUGGCUGCUGAUUCUUCCUUUGAUGCUGUCGUGUAGCUGAAGUGUUAAUGAAUUGGUAUUCAUAUGGCUCUUGUUCCACUUGCUGGAUUCUGAUAUGGAUAUUGCUUAUACUACAUUCUAGGUGCUAUUUUUGACUCGCCAAAAUGUAGUAAGUUGACUAUGCAAGAGAAGAGAGAACUUGUAUAUGAAAUUUCAAAGUCUCAUGGUGCAAGUGAGACACUGCAGUCAUGGAGCCGUCAAGACAUUCUACAAGUCCUGUGUGCAGAGAUGGGGAAAGAAAGAAAAUAUACAGGCUUGACGAAGCAGAAAAUAAUAGAGCAUCUUUUGAGACUCAUAUCCGAAAAGAAGUCAUCAGUGCCUGAGGUUUUGAAAAACCUUGAGCCACAGUCUCCUUCGGGUGGCCAUAAAACUACCAAAAGGCAGAGGAAAUCUGAGCAUCUAGCUCAACUUUCUGUUCCUACAAGUGACUUUCCAACCAGUAGUUCUCAUAAUGAUUCGGGUCCUACGGCUUGCUGCAAAAACUUGGCUUGUCGAGCAACUCUAAAUCCAGAAGAUGCGUUUUGUAGAAGGUGUUCAUGCUGCAUCUGUCGUCAGUAUGAUGAUAACAAGGAUCCUAGCUUGUGGAUAAGUUGCAGUGCGGAGCCUCCAUUUCAAGGAGACUCAUGCAACAUGUCAUGUCAUCUUGAAUGUGCUUUAAAAGAUGAAAGAUCAGGAAUUUCAAAAGCUGGACGAAGCAGGGGAAUUGAUGGGAGCUUCUACUGUGUGUCUUGUGGGAAAUUAAAUGAUUUGCUUGGGUGCUGCAGAAAACAACUAGUUCAUGCAAAAGAUACGAGAAGGGUGGACAUACUGUGUUAUCGUGUCUCUUUGAGCCAAAAGCUUCUCCGUGGAACUGAAAAGUAUAAAGUACUUUAUCAGAUUGUUGAUGAUUCUGUGAGGAAGCUUGAAGCUGAAGUGGGACCAAUAGCCGGUGUACCGGUAAAGAUGGGUAGAGGUAUCGUAAACAGGCUUUCAUCUGGACCCGAAGUUCAAAAACUCUGUGCUUCUGCUAUUGAGUUACUGGACUCGAUGAUCUCCAGCAAAUCAUUGCAUCUUUCGCCUAAUCCUGACAUUCAAGAUGCAAAUUUUGUUCCUGCAAACAUGGUUAUAUUCGAAGAUGUUCAGUCAACAUCCCUCACUCUGGUUUUAAGUUGUGAAAAUGGAUCCUCAGAGAACCAGGUCGGCUUCACCUUAUGGCAUCGUAAGGCAGAUGAUGCAGAUUACCCGGCGGAACCAACACGUAUUCUACGACAACCGAAGGCAAGGUGUGUUGUGAUGGGACUAUCACCUGCUACUAAGUAUCAUUUCAAAAUUGUUCUGUUUGAGGGGACAAGGGAGUUGAGGGAGUUUGAAGUUCAGUUCUCAACAAUUAGGGUGGUAGAAGAGAACCCAGGCUGUUUAGAAAUUGAGAGAAGCCAAAGCCACUUUACCAACUGUAGUGACCUUUCUAAUCCGUCUUCAGUUGAAGACGAAACUACCGACAUUCUUCCCUAUGGUGAUCGAACUGAUAACCUAGGAAAAAACUCCACUGCCUAUUCAAAGGGCACUGAAAUGCUUUCCUCGGCUAUUUUAUCCUCUGAUGCUUUUAACCUCAGUGACAAUGGUGAAGAAGGAACACCUGCAGGUACAGUUUCUGUGCUAGAUGAGGCAAAUGGUGCAGGAAUGGUAGGUUUGAUUCCCAACUCUGUUGCAUCAAAGCUCGAGAACAGGCAUGGUCCAAGUGUCCCAAAACUCAACACUGAUAAUCAGUUAAACGCCCUUGUUCGAUGUGGAAUGGAGUGCCAGCCAUUUGUUGGCUGUUCUGAAGAUGGCUUGCCUAUUACUCCCUGCAAGAUUGAAGUGUUAAAGGACAGUCUUGGUAGAGGUGAGAGACCAAAAUCCGGCUGCAAAGACCUCGACAAUAGGACUCGAAAAGGAGGGGAACCCCAAGAUGGUGGCACGUCAAAGAUGCGAACUGGGGAAAGACAGGAUGACAAAUGUGCUGAAAAUGGUGUUUCAGAUCGGGAUUUCGAACAUUAUGUCAAGGUAAUUAGAUGGUUAGAGUGUGAGGGUCAUAUCGAAAAAAAUUUCAGGCAGAAGUUUCUCACUUGGUACAGCUUGAGAGCAUCCCAACAAGAAGUGAGGAUUGUGAAGGUGUUUGUUGAUACCUUUAUUGGAGAUCCAGCAUCUCUUGCAGAACAGCUUGUAGAUACUUUUUCAGAGUGCAUUUCGAGCAAAAAACCAACGACUACUCCGCCUGGGUUCUGCAUGAAGUUGUGGCACUGAUUAACCUUCUCUUGCAUUCUGCUAUGAAUUUAUAAUCCAAACGCGUUGAGAGGUAUAAUGGUAGCAAUUCUUUGGAUGUCAAAAAUGUAUUUUUAGUUCAGACUCGAACAUUUCUGUUCAUCAUACUUGUGACCAUGUAAAUAUUGGUAUUUUUCAUUUCAUCAUAUGAUCUGGUGGAUUUGGUUAUAAUGUGAGAGGAUCAAUUUCUUGAAA